Messenger RNA from Malaclemys terrapin pileata, 2674 nucleotides. It is a transcript of the gene OCEL1, whose product is annotated as occludin/ELL domain containing 1. The record is from RefSeq and is a predicted model, not a curated record. Gene Ontology annotation, cellular component: apical plasma membrane; cytoplasmic vesicle; bicellular tight junction. NCBI's taxonomy places the organism in Eukaryota, Metazoa, Chordata, Testudines, Emydidae. The transcript is spliced from 5 exons. The coding region runs from base 89 to 1753 and encodes 554 amino acids. Gene Ontology annotation, biological process: bicellular tight junction assembly.
CCCGGCCAGCCCGCAGAGAGGAGAGCUCCCCACAGUCCCAGUGGUGCUGAUGAGACUAGAGACUGAAAUGCUGUGACUCCUUGGACACAUGGCAAAUUCUACCUCCUCUAGGGAGAAGAGGCGGCCCAUCGUGGAGUCGGACGGAGACCCACUAAACUCCUCCUGGCAAAUGUGGCCCUCACAAGCCUGGACCAGAGCAUCCGGCAGGUCCUACCCCGGCAAGAGCGACUUGUCUGACUCUUUCGAUUCCUCCGCCCGUGAGCCUCCCCUGCCUGCCCAGCCGCCCGUCGGGGACGUUCCCCGCAGCUCGGAGAACCAAGAGGCCUCUCCCUUGAAGCCCGUCAGGCGUUUUAUCCCGCGGUCGUGGAAGAACUUUUUCCAAAGAUGGAGGCGAGAGCCCGAGCCGUUCCUGCCGCUGGCCUACGCCGCCGCCCGGUGCUCCCCACCCGUAAGUCCAUUGUUAGAUCGCCACGGGCCAGUCCGCGAGGGCAGCUCCAGCAGCGGUUUCCAGGAACCCUCUUGGUCCAGCCCCUCUGAGUGUCACCAGGAGACAGAGAUGUCUCCCCCCAAGAGCCAGCAGGGCCAACCCGCCUUGCUGAGCUACGAGGAGAAGCUGGAGGCCUACAACCUCAAGUACUCCUACAUGAAGUCCUGGCCAGGCUUGCUCAGGCUGAUGGCCGGGCUGGAGCUGCUCUUUGGCGGCAUGGUCUUUGCCUGUGUCUGUGCCUACAUCCAGAAGGACUACCAGUGGUACAACCUGUACGGCGGGAACCUGCUGUCAGACGGCCUUUUUGGGGGAGGCUAUGGGUACAAUUAUUACGGCCCCAUGACCCCCUUUGUGCUGGUGGUGGCCAGCCUGGUGUGGCUGGUCACGGUGAUCCUCUUGGGGCUGGGGGUCACCAUGUACUAUAGGACCAUCCUCCUAGACUCCCACUGGUGGCCCCUGACGGAGUUCGCCCUCAACAUCAUCAUGUUCCUCCUCUACAUGGGGGCGGCCAUCGCCUACGUCAACGACGUGAACCGCGGCGGCCUCUGCUACUCCCUGUUCGCCAGCAACCCACUCAUAGCCGCCUUCUGCCGAGUGGAAGGGGGCCAGGUAGCGGCUCUCGCCUUCCUCUUCAUCACCACCCUGCUCUACCUGGCCGGGGCGCUGGUGUGUCUGAAGAUGUGGAGGCACGAGAUGGCGAGGAAGCAGCGGGAGGCCUUUGAAGUGCUACACAAUCCCGUCCUCCUGCAAGCCAGACCCAAGCGGAUCUUCUUCCAGGACGAGGUGAUGCCAUCCGGGAGCCUCCCAGGGAAGGUCACCAAACAGCUGGGGUUCUCCGAGAAGGGCGAGGCGUCGGGGGCCUUGAGUUGCUCCAUCCCAACAGGGCACACCCCAAAGCCGCACAUCGUCCCCGACUAUGUUGUGAAGUACCCGGGGAUCUGCUGCCCCGAGGAGAGAGAGAAGUACAAGGCCGUCUUCAACGACCAGUACGCGGAGUACAAGGAGCUCUACCACGAGGUCCAUGCGGCACUGCAGAAGUUCAAGGAGCUGGACGCCAUGAUGAGCCGGCUUCCGCAUCGCACGCCCAGCAAGAAGGAACAGAGCCGGGUCUCCAACAUCUGGAAGGAAUACAAGAAGAAGAAGAGGGACCCCGCCUUCCUGGAGAAGCAGGAGCGCUGCGACUACCUGAAGAAGAAGCUCGCGCACAUCAAGGCGCAGAUCCAGGAGUACGACCGGACGGCCAAGGAGGGCUCCAUGUACUUCUGAGCCUGGCACCUGGGGGGUGGCACCAUGCCGCCCCUGGGCUGGUUCCCAACACCCCGGCCCCCAGCCCUGAAUUGCUCUGGGGCUUGCCGAUGUCUGGGGGACCUUGGCCAGAAAGAGAGCAGGAUACAGGACACUGGGGACUGCUCAGGGGGCUGGAACAAUUUGUAUAGUGGGGGUGCUGAGAGCCAUUGAACCAAACUGUAAACCCUGUAUAUGAUGGAAAGCACUCCAAGCCAGGGGGUGCGGCUGCCCCCUAGUUCCUGCACCUAUGGGGGUGCUUGUGCCUUGUGGCUCCUGUGCAUAACACACCCUAGCUGGGUCACGUGUGGGUCAGGCACCAUCCCUGCCCCGUGCUGCCCCCGAACCAGCAGUGCUGAUGUGCACUCUCCAGGUGGGACUGAAGCUGGGGGUGGGAGGACUGGGGCUCCAGGCGGGGCGGGGAGUGGUGCAUCGCUCCUGCUCAUGGGAAUAGGUAACUGGGGUGGGCCGCGCAUCUGCUCCAGCCAGCAGCGUCCAGACCCUGUGGAGAAGCUGUGAAACUGGACAGCGCUUCUGGCUGAAGGGAGCUGGUGUGACGGGGGAUAAAACACCCCCGGGCCUGGCUCUGUGCUCAUUUCAUGCUGGUGUAAAAGCGGGAGUCACGGCACUGAAGACAGUGGACUUGCGCUGGUCUGAAUCAGGUCGUUGACUUCAGCGGGGGCAAGACUGGGACCCUGACUCCUGGAGCCCUGGGAGCCAGGCCAGAGAUUGCCUCUUACGCGCAUGACUUCAUCGCCACGCUCACUUACUCUGUCUGCAAAGCAGCCAUCGGAGGAGGGGGCCAGCGUUCAUCUGUGCAGCAAAACCUGAGCUUUGGGGGGUGCCCGUAACUGUCUGUAAGGAGCGACGGCUUCGCCUUUGAAUAAAAGACACCUGGCCGUC